GUCACCAGAAUUGAACUUUUUCUAAUGGCUGUUUUUUUCCGUACAAAAUAAUGAAUUAUGUGAAGCAUGGACCCUUACUCGAACAUACAUUAAAAAUGGGAACAUAGAGCAGGGUUGGACAUAUUGCAAAACAAGUGCAGAUAGGAAAUCAAUUUGUUCUGAUUUGCAGGCGAAUUGAAAAUGGCCGCUUCAGAAGCAGUGCUCCCUCAGAUAGCCUUAAUUGGUGCCGGAAUCUUUGCUCGCACAACAUACAUUAAAAAUCUAAGGCAAAUAACUGACCGUGUGACACUAAAAGCAAUUUGGGAUCUUACUGAGGAAGCAUCAAGAGCUCUUGUGGAGCUUGCUCGUGAUUUUGCACCGCAAGUUGAGUGUAAAUGGGGUGAGGAAGGCCUUAAUGAUAUCAUGAGUGAUGACUUGAUCAUUGGAGUUGCAGUCGUUGUUUCCGGUCAAGCUCUGGUGGAUGUUUCAUUGAGGAUGAUUAAGGCAGGAAAGCAUGUGCUUCAAGAGAAACCUGCUGCUUUAACUGUCAGUCAAGGAGAUUGUGCACUGUCAACCUACAAUUCCAUUCGCAACAAUUCUCCUUAUCCAAUCUGGGCAAUUGCUGAAAACUAUCGUUUCGAACCGGCUUUUGUUGAGGCAAAAAAGUUGAUGAAGGAUGUUGGUGAUGUGUUGAAUAUCAAGGUCACCGUUGAAGGAUACUUGAGCAGUUCAAAUCGUUUCUUUUCAAGUGGUUGGCGACGAAAUUUAUCUUCAGGUUUUCUUUUGGAUAUGGCUGUACACUACAUUGCAGGCCUAAGGAUGAUUAUUGAUAGUGAGAUAAAAACAGUAUCUUCAAUUGCUCGGCAUGUCAAUAAGGCUCUUCCUCCAUUUGAUACUAUUUGUACCGUUUUUCAGUUGGAGAAUGGUUGUGCUGGUGUCUUUGCAAUGGUUGUUUGGUCUGUUUCACCAAAGUUAACGUGGCGAGUAGAUGGCACAAAAGGAGCGCUGCAAAUUGAGCUUAACAGCCAGUAUGGUGAUUUCAUGGUUUCAUUUUUUUCAGCAGACGGGCAGUGUCAGACAAAUCGCUAUCCAAUGAUGGGAGUUAUUGAAGAUCUUAAAGCUUUUGUUCACGACAUUACUCAGGCUGCAAAUAAGGAUGCUGCUGCUGGUUUCAAACCAGAAGAGCGCCUUUCGUACAUUGAAGGUCUGAGAGAUCUUGCUGUACUCGAAGCAAUGAUUGAAUCAAAUGCAAACAAUGGAGCUCAAACAUUUGUGAAGAAAUUCUAGUUCUAGUCAUCAAGAUCAAGUAGCAUUCUGUAAUUUAGUAGUUUAUAUUUAAGUGUGGCUUUUGUGAUUGCAAUCAAUCUUUGAAGAAUAAAUUGUUGGCUUGAUGAAUGCCAAUCUUUGAUGUAUUCCUUGAUGUAUUUGGUGAACGUCACAAAUUUCAAUCAAUGACUUUAAAAAAUUUCAA
Molecule: messenger RNA, 1450 nt
Organism: Dioscorea cayenensis subsp. rotundata (Guinea yam)
Lineage: Eukaryota; Viridiplantae; Streptophyta; Magnoliopsida; Dioscoreales; Dioscoreaceae
Exons: 13
Coding region: 181-1266 (361 amino acids)
Biological process (GO): NADPH regeneration
Cellular component (GO): cytoplasm
Molecular function (GO): oxidoreductase activity; nucleotide binding
Source: RefSeq, a predicted model, not a curated record